Paramecium octaurelia is the source of this 492-nucleotide messenger RNA. NCBI's taxonomy places the organism in Eukaryota, Ciliophora, Oligohymenophorea, Peniculida, Parameciidae. The record is from the annotation of a GenBank genome assembly.
UCUGAUUCAAAGACGAUAAUAUUAAAAAUAAGAGUGCGAACUUUCCUUAUGCUAAUAAAUGUCAAUUUCAUAGAUUUUUAUAUAUGAGAUGUAAUUAAUACACUUCAACUCUGAUUCGAUUUUGCAUAAAAAUCAUACUCAUUCACUAGUUUGCCCUUGAUAAGUAUUUUCAUAGUUAGGUUCUGCUAUCUUGUAUUCGAAAUGGGCUUCACGACAGCUUACUUAGGAGGUCUAUGUCUCAAAGUAUACAGUAUUGUCUUGGCUGUGGAAUAAUUUAAACUACAAAUAGCAGCAGCCUAGUGUAAUUUAUAUACAUAUAUAAGUACAUCUUUGAUUCUUAGCUUUUUAUCGAGCACGAGAGAAAUUAACUAAUUCUUUCUAUCAGGAGAUAUAUGACAGUAUUUUCUUUUGGAUUUUUGAAUAGAAGGUUGUAUGCCUUUUUAUUAUUAACGGGUUUUGACUCUAUAAGUAUGGAGUGAAGAUAAAGAAGCA